AUGGCAUCAGCCAAAGAAAUUUGCAAUAAGAAGACAGAAGCUGCUAGAAAGUAUGUAGAAGGCCUAGAGCCCAGUGUAAGAGCCCGCUAUCUGGAGAAACUGCAGUUAAUCAACGGCCUGGAACCAUACGAAAUGGGAGAGGAACUGAGUGAAGACAAUGCAUUGCUGCUGGCUGUGACAUACCCAGACAUCGUCAACUACUUGAUUUUUUUGCCAAGUCCAUACACUGCUAAGGAUCUGAAGUGUUUCAAGGGACUAGAAUCCUAUAACCAGAUGUGCUGUGGCUGGGUCAGGGAACGAAAAUCAUGGAAAUUUGGUGACAAACGUCUGGUGAAAGCAAAGGUUUUAUGCAUUUUUAUUUUAAAAUGCUCAUUAUCUCAUACGCACUCUAAUGAACAUCUGAAGUGGUUUAAUCUGGAAAUAUCAAGGAGAGAAAUGUUCCGACUGCGGUGUUCCUGUGUUCUGCUGCUCUGGAUGGUAGACUGUGUUAAUGGGAGACAUCCAAGCUGCCACUUCUGGCUUGAGCUACAGUCAGCAGAGAGAGAAUGUCUGUCCCAGCUGGAUGGAAGUCUGGAGGCUGAAGGCUGCCCAGGGAUGUGGGACAACUUUUCCUGUUGGCAGCAUGCAGAGGUUGGUGAAGUGGUCACCAAUCCCUGUCCAGAAGCUCUGAAAAACCUCUUCGGUCAAGACGGGAAAAUCAGCAGAAACUGUACAACUAAAGGCUGGUCAGAUGCAUACCCCAGCAUCAACAGUGUCUGUUUUUCUGAAUCCAAACCCAACAAGCAGGUGUUUUACAUGGUGGUGAAGACGCUGUACACACUGGGACAUAGUCUGUCUCUCAUCGCUCUCCUCACUGGCAGUGCCAUCCUGUGUCUUUUCAGGAAGCUCCACUGCACCAGGAACUACAUCCAUCUUAAUCUGUUCUUCUCCUUCAUCCUGAGAUCUGUGGCCGUGUUAACAAAGGACGCUAUUUUAUUCUCUCAUAGUGAGAGAACACAGUGUGACAAGCAACCAUCACUGGUUGGGUGUAAAGCCAGUCUGGUCACUUUUCACUAUUUCAUUAUGGCUAAUUUCUUCUGGCUGCUGGUGGAGGGUCUGUACCUUCACACUUUGCUGAUGGUGAUCUUCUCCAAGAAACACCAUUUUAUCAUCUAUCUCUCUAUUGGAUGGGGAUUCCCAACAGUGUUCGUGACAGCAUGGAUAAUUUGUAGGAUUUAUCUGGAGGACACAGGAUGCUGGGAAAGAAAUGAAGCCACGAUUCCUUGGAGGGUGAUUGACUGGCCAGUCAUGGCCUCUGUUAUAAUCAACUUCAUUCUGUUCAUCAGCAUCAUUCAGAUUCUAGUUCAGAAGCUGCGUUGCCCAAGUGUAGGGGGAAAUGACCAGAGUCAGUACAGGAGGCUGGCAAAGUCAACACUGUUGUUGAUUCCACUCUUUGGGGUUAAUUAUGUGGUGUUUGUGUACAUGAGAGAAGAGAGCCAAAACGACAUAUUCAAAGACUAUAAAAUAUUCUUUGAGCUUGGUCUUGGCUCUUUCCAGGGACUGGUUGUUGCCAUCUUGUAUUGCUUUCUGAACACUGAGGUCCAGAGUGAGCUAAAGAGGAAGUGGAGGAGUGUGUGUAUGAAGCAUUACAUCAGCCGAGACUACCAGCUGCACAGUUCAUCCAUCUCUAGAAAUGGCACAGAUAACAUGGCACUUUUCCUUAGUAACUCCAGAGCUCAUUCCUUCCUACAAACCACUGAAACCACUGUGUGAGCAUGGACACACACACACACACACACACACACACACGGACCAGCUGUACAGAAGAAAGGAUAUAUGAGGUCCAGUACACUUUUCUACAAAUCAGUUUGUGUGCCUUUUGCUUUUGUUAUGUUAUGAUAAGGGUUAGAAAUUGGAUUUCUCAAGCUGUUUUCAGUUUUUUUAUUCUAUGCCAAAUGUUGCUGUCUUCUCUAGUGCUGGACCUGUUAUUUUGUAAUCAAUUGCUCUCUAUUUAAACUAAACAGACUAAGGCCUACAUGUGAUAUUGCUUUAUUUA
Molecule: messenger RNA, 2035 nt
Organism: Neoarius graeffei (lesser salmon catfish)
Lineage: Eukaryota; Metazoa; Chordata; Actinopteri; Siluriformes; Ariidae
Gene: vipr2
Product: vasoactive intestinal peptide receptor 2
Biological process (GO): adenylate cyclase-modulating G protein-coupled receptor signaling pathway; cell surface receptor signaling pathway
Cellular component (GO): plasma membrane
Molecular function (GO): vasoactive intestinal polypeptide receptor activity; G protein-coupled peptide receptor activity; peptide hormone binding
Source: RefSeq, a predicted model, not a curated record